This is a messenger RNA of Fraxinus pennsylvanica, 804 nucleotides long. Lineage: Eukaryota; Viridiplantae; Streptophyta; Magnoliopsida; Lamiales; Oleaceae. The record is from the annotation of a GenBank genome assembly.
AUGCCAGGAUAUAUUUCCGGUUACCGGCAGAAAAUGGGGAGGAACUAUUUACUUUUACAAGCCGAAAAUGGGGAUGAAGAGCCUGAAAAUAGGGAUGAAUAUUUUCAGCCGGUCAAUAUUUCUGUUUAUCUUCUGAAAGUAUGCCGGAUUCGUAGCCGGGAUGAAGAACAGCAGGUUUUCGCACGGCUGAGCGUGUCUUUGAUUCAAGAGAAUUCUGUGUCAUCUGAGGUUUCAAGUGAUCUUAUAAUUCAACCCAGGGUGCUCUGCUGUCGGAGACUCAAGAUCACUAGCAUGAGUACCAAUCCAGACAAUGAAUCGCAGAGUGCUUCUUCAAGUUCACAAGAUGCACCAAAACCACAAAUUGAAAGGAUUUGCUUACCCACAGUUGAGGAAAUACGGGGUCAGGACAUUUGGAACAAUUGUGCCGUUCGCAGCGUUGUUAGUGGAGCCAUGGGAGGUGGGUUGGGGUUGUUUAUGGGCCUGUUUCUCGGGGCACUGGAUAAUCCAAUAAUGCAAGAUGAAAUGACUGGAAGGCAGCAGUUUAUAUACACUGCAAAGCAGAUGGGUCGAAGGAGCUGGAAUUCCUGCAAAACCUUUGCUGUUAUGGGUUUUAUCUUCUCUGCUGCAGAAUGUGUCAUUGAGAAGGCCCGGGCCAAGCAUGAUAUCACAAAUACAGUUGUUGCGGGAUGUGUAACAGGAGGCACAAUAUCUGCUAGAGGGGGUCCAAAAGCAGCAUGUGCUGGUUGUGCUGGUUUUGCUGCAUUUUCAGUCCUGAUAGAGAAGUUCCUAGAUAGACACGAUUGA